UUUAAUAGUCAUCGUGAUGAUGUUAUUCGAACUGAAGGCAUUCUGUCUGCACCAGCAAACAAUCGGUCAGUUAAGAUUCGAGGUGAUAUCCUUUGUUCCCACAAAAUCAAAAAUACAAAAGAAUACGAUAAUCAAAUCCGCCGACUACAUAUUGCAGCACCUAUUUUGUCAGAUGGUAAAAUUGAUGAGGAAUUGACUAUCACAGAUUCGAAUUAUCAAGUGAGUGAUAACGAAAAUGAAAAUAAUAUUGAAAAGGAUGCAACUGCAAGGUCUAGUAAUCGGACAAAUCAAAAUUUUGAUGAAGGCUUAGUUACAGAAGAAGUGCAAAGUUGGGAAAAUCUAAUUAAUGAAUGGAUUGAGUUUGGAAAUUGUGAAAACCAAUUUGAAGAUCGGGAUGAUGAAAUUUUUAUAACAAGUGAUUGGGAUACAGAUUUCAGUUUAGGGGGACGAGAAAAACAUCCUGCUGAUGACGAAGAAGCCAAAUGGCCUUUAGAUUCACUUUUUAUUUCUUCUUUAGAAACACCUUUGUAUUUCAGUUCAGAAUUCACUUCCAAUGAAUAA
Messenger RNA from Racocetra fulgida, 561 nucleotides. Lineage: Eukaryota; Fungi; Glomeromycota; Glomeromycetes; Diversisporales; Gigasporaceae. The record is from the annotation of a GenBank genome assembly.